AUGUUGUCCAAACUAUACGAAGACACUUCUAUUCCAGUGACGAAGGAUCAGGCCUCUCUAAUCGUGAGUUGCUAUUCGCUAGGAUCGAUCGUAGGCCCAAUCUCAAUGGUGCUAAUGGUUGACAGAUGGGGAAGAAAAAUCACAAUGAUACUUAUAGCGAUUACAUUUUUGAUCGGAGGUACCAUGCUCACCUUUGCUCAAAGCUACUGGUGGUACUAUAUCGGAAGGCUUGCUUGCGGAUUCGCAACGGGAAAUGUCAUAGCGUUAGUUCCCACCUACUUGACGGAAAUCGCAGAGGAUAGAAUACGCGGAGGCUUGAGUAUCUUGAUCACUGUCAUGUUUAACUCGGGAACGGUAAUAUCCUACAGUGUUGGCCCAUGGGUUAGCGUGUCUGUUUUCGGAGCAUUUGGAAUAGCGAUACCACUCGUGUUCUUCUUGCUCGUUCCGUGGAUGCCGGAGACACCUUACUUUUACGUAAUGAAGGGUAAGCCAGACCUCGCCAGGAGGAGUCUAGAAUUUUUGAGAGGCACAACCGACGUCGACGAGGAGAUUGAGAAGCUGAAGAAAACGGUGGAAUUCGAUCUCCAGAAUGGUGGGACAUUGAGAGAGCUCUUAACGGAUAAAGUAAACCGUAAGGCUCUACUAGUUGUCCUUGGGAUUUUAUCAGCGCAACAGUUGUCCGGAAUUACAAUCAUCUUAUAUUACAGUACCACCAUUUUCAAUCAGGUUAGUUCCAACAUAUCUUCGAGUAUUUCCGUCAUCAUAACUGGAGUCGUUCAGCUCAUGGCAUCGAUCGUAGCAGUCUCUUUUGCCGACAGAGUAGGCAGGAGACCGUUAAUGCUUGGAUCCAUGUUUUCCAGCAUGGUUUUUAUAGCAGCCCUGUCAGCGUACUUUCACUUGCAAGAAAUCGGAAAUGAUGUCUCUAAAAUUUCGUGGCUCCCAGUCACUGCCAUAGUUGGCUACUUAUCGGCCUACGCGGUAGGACUAGGCAGCAUGGCCUUGCCCAUUCUCUCCGAACUACUUCCAUGCAACCUCAAGGCUUACGGCAUGCCAAUUGCUGCCACCUGGUCUAUGGUGGUUGGAACCGUGGUUACGCUGGUCUAUCCGAUUGUAGAAGUUGCGUAUGGUAACCAUACUGCGUUCUACUCGUUCACGAUCUGUGUUGCAGUUCAUCUGAUCGCCAUAUUCUUCUAUCUACCCGAAACCAGACAGAAAUCAUUGGGUGAAAUCCAGCAGAUGCUACGUGUGCGAUCCGAAUAAAAACAGAAACUGGAACCAGUUCCUACACCCGAAUGCAGCCGAAGUAAUUCGUUAUAUUGUAUUGCGAUCGGGACGAACUGAAUUUUAUGUAACUAACUAAUGCAAAGAUCAGAUCCAGUCAUGAGAAUCAAAUAAAUAUUUAAUAAAUUUGAGAAAAUUCAAGCAUACUUAACCUGCAUUGUUAAUUACCUUAAUUCACAACCUCAUUCAUUUAAUGC
Molecule: messenger RNA, 1478 nt
Organism: Diprion similis
Lineage: Eukaryota; Metazoa; Arthropoda; Insecta; Hymenoptera; Diprionidae
Product: facilitated trehalose transporter Tret1-like
Exons: 4
Coding region: 1-1260 (419 amino acids)
Biological process (GO): transmembrane transport
Cellular component (GO): membrane
Molecular function (GO): transmembrane transporter activity
Source: RefSeq, a predicted model, not a curated record